Melopsittacus undulatus (budgerigar) is the source of this 2603-nucleotide messenger RNA. It is a transcript of the gene PRPF3, whose product is annotated as pre-mRNA processing factor 3. The record is from RefSeq and is a predicted model, not a curated record. Gene Ontology annotation, biological process: mRNA splicing, via spliceosome. The transcript has 15 exons. Gene Ontology annotation, cellular component: U4/U6 x U5 tri-snRNP complex. NCBI's taxonomy places the organism in Eukaryota, Metazoa, Chordata, Aves, Psittaciformes, Psittaculidae. The coding region runs from base 104 to 2362 and encodes 752 amino acids.
UUCCGGUUCCGCCGCGACGUGCCGUCGCCGUCAGGCGCCGCCGAGCGGGGCCCGAACGCGCCCGGUCCGAGCGCAGGAUCAGGCCCCCGCGGUGCCGGCAGCCAUGGCGCUGUCCAAGAGGGAGCUGGACGAGCUGAAGCCGUGGGUCGAGAAGACGGUGAAGAGGGUGCUGGGGUUCUCCGAGCCCACCGUGGUCACGGCCGCGCUCAACUGCGUGGGCAAGGGCAUGGACAAGAAGAAGGCAGCGGACCACCUCAAACCCUUCCUGGAUGAUUCCACCCUGCGCUUUGUGGACAAGCUCUUUGAAGCCGUGGAAGAAGGGAGAAGCUCCCGGCAUUCCAAGGCCAACAGCGACCGGAACCGCAAGCGGGAGCUGAAGGAUGUGUUCGGGGACGACUCGGAGGUAUCCAAGGAAUCCUCUGGGGUGAAGAAGAGGCGCAUCCCUCGCUUCGAGGAGGUGGAGGAUGAACCAGAAGUUAUCCCAGGCCCCCCCUCGGAGAGCCCGGGAAUGCUGACCAAGCUGCAGAUCAAGCAGAUGAUGGAGGCAGCCACGCGGCAGAUAGAGGAGAGGAAGAAGCAGCUCAGCUUCAUCAGCCCCCCGGCCCCACAGCCCAAACUCUCCUCUUCCUCCCAAUCGGAACGGCUUCCCAUCGGGAACACCAUCCAGCCCUCGCAGGCGGCCACCUUCAUGAACGAUGCCAUCGAGAAGGCUCGGAAGGCUGCCGAGCUGCAGGCCCGCAUCCAGGCACAGCUGGCUCUGAAGCCAGGGCUCAUCGGCAACGCCAACAUGGUGGGGUUGGCCAACCUGCACGCCAUGGGCAUCGCGCCGCCGAAAGUGGAGCUCAAGGACCAGACGAAGCCGACGCCGCUGAUCCUGGACGAGCAGGGCCGCACGGUGGACGCCAGCGGCAAGGAGAUCGAGCUCACCCACCGCAUGCCCACGCUCAAGGCCAACAUCCGGGCGGUCAAGAGGGAGCAGUUCAAGCAGCAGCUCAAGGAGAAGCCUUCCGAGGAGCUGGAAGCCAACACGUACUUCGAUCCGCGCCUCUCCAGCGCCCCAGCCCAGCGGCAGAAACGCACCUUCAAAUUCCAUGAAAAAGGCAAAUUUGAGAAAAUAGCCCAGAGGUUGCGAACCAAGGCUCAACUGGAAAAGCUGCAAGCGGAGAUCUCCCAAGCGGCCAGGAAAACCGGGAUCCACACGUCCACCAAGCUGGCUCUCAUCACCCCCAAGAAGGAGCUGAAGGAAGGCGAGAUCCCGGAGAUCGAGUGGUGGGAUUCCUACAUCAUCCCCAACGGCCUCGACCUGAAAGGCGGAACGUCUUCCAAGAGGGACGAGUACUUUGGGAUCACAAACCUCGUGGAACACCCGGCCCAGCUCAACCCACCAGUGGACAGCGACACCCCUGUGACUUUAGGGGUUUAUUUAACCAAGAAGGAGCAGAAGAAGCUGCGGCGCCAGACCCGCAGGGAGGCCCAGAAGGAGCUGCAGGAGAAGGUCAGGCUGGGCCUGAUGCCACCUCCGGAGCCCAAAGUCCGGAUCUCCAACUUGAUGCGAGUUUUGGGCACGGAAGCUGUCCAGGAUCCAACCAAAGUGGAAGCACACGUCCGAGCUCAGAUGGCAAAGAGGCAGAAGGCACACGAGGAGGCCAACGCUGCCCGGAAGCUGACGGCCGAGCAGCGGAAAGCCAAGAAGGUGAAGAAGCUGAAGGAGGACGUGUCCCAAGGGGUUCACAUAGCAGUGUACAGGGUCCGGAACUUGAGCAACCCAGCCAAGAAGUUCAAGAUCGAGGCCAACGCAGGGCAGCUCUACCUGAGCGGGGUUGUGGUGCUGCACAAGGACGUCAACGUGGUGGUGGUGGAGGGAGGUCCCAAAGCACAGAAGAAGUUCAAGCGGCUCAUGCUGCACCGGAUCAAAUGGGAUGAGCAGACGGCAGCCACCAAGGGUGAGGAUGAGGAGGAGUCCGACGAGGAGGCAGUGAAGAAGACGAACAAAUGCUCGCUGGUGUGGGAGGUGAGGUGGGAUUCCCUCUGGAGCGGUAUUCCAAGGCUUGGGAAUGGAGGCAGAGCUGCUGGGGCCGGGGGGUGGGAAGGGAUGAGCUUGAGGAUGGCGGCCAUCCCAAACUCCUGUCCCAAACAAUGUCCAGCCCAAGCUCCCAUCCCAAACAGUUGGGAUCAUGGAAUUCCCCAUGUUCCCAUCACCAACAACUCCGCAGCCCCUCCCCACCUCAGGUCUCAUCCCGCUCCCUUUCCCCCUCCCAGUUUCCCCCUUUUCCCAUGGGAUCUGUCCCUCUUCCCAUGGGAUCCACCCCUUUUCCCAUGGGAUCCAUCCCUUUUCCCAUGGGAUCCAUCCCUUUGCCUAUGAGAUCUGUCCCUUUUCCUAUAGGAUCCACCCCCUUUCCUAUGGGAUCCAUCCCUUUGCCUAUGGGAUCCACCCCUUUUCCUAUGAGAUCUGUCCCUUUUCCUAUAGGAUCCACCCCCUUUCCUAUGGGAUCCACCCCUUUUCCUAUAGGAUCCAUUCCUCUUCCUAUGGGAUCCGUCCCUUUUCCCAUGGGAUCCAUCCCUUUUCCCACGGGAUCCACCCCUGUUCCCACGGGCUCCAUCCC